AUGGAAGAAGAUAUUUUACUCGCUUUAGAUUUUAGUACAGGUAACACGGAAGAAAGCCUAGAAGCGAUGUUAAAUGAGGUUAAGCAGGCGACAGUUAGAACUGCGGCAGGCAUUUCUGCCGCGAAAGCUGCUCGCAGGGAAGGCAGAGAAGCGAAGAGAAACAUAAAAAAACAACCACGUGGGAAUGCUAAGACCCACUUGGCAUCUGAAACAACUAGCAAAAGAGAUGCAGAUAACCUGGCAAAGAAAGAGAGCCCAAAGCUCCAGGACGUCGUCGUGAACAAGGGUGCUGUGGUCAAGGAGUCUCUUCAAGGAGCCAAAGCUCCUGAAGACGAUAAGACAGCCGCAGUGAGUGAAGAACAUACCGCAGAAACCAUUAAGGCCCAGCCUGAAGCAAUCGACGGCCCCAUUGCGAGCUCCACCAAUAUAGUGAUACCACAUCCUGUUGAUGUUGCCACUGAUAAAGCAGAAUCAGCCAAUGACAACGUGGGUGUGCCAGGCAAAUCUACGAAAGGUGCUAAACCUGUUACCGUAAGUGGAGGUUCGAAGGAUGCUGUUACUGUCAAAGGGAAUAACCCUGCGGCAUCUAAGAAGUCGCUACAAGAGGCGAAUCUGACCGAGACUACCCAUUUGAAUCUGUCCGAAGCUGCUAAGGAGAGCGACGACAAGGCCAGAGCUCAAUUCGGAAGUGAUGAGACAGGAGUGCUGGCAGAGGCGAAUAUCUCAGUAUCCAAUUUAUCUACUGAAGGAGCCGAGACUCAUGUUUUGGAAGGCACACCAAGUAUCCACAACAGGGAUGCUGCGCCAGAUCUUCCUUUGACAGAAUCGGGACCUAAGCGUGCUCCAGCAUUAACCACGGAUCCUGCUGUGCAGCCCCUCCACUCCAAAGGUGGUUCGAUUAGCGCAAGGGAGAUUGAGGGGGGACCGAUAACGGAAAGCUCGGGGGGUUCAACUCUUGAGAUCUCAAGAAGCACAGACACUGCGGCUCCUGCGCAGGAAACUCCGGGCUCACCACACGUCACAAUAGAAGAGGCUAUCAAGGAUAAGCCUUUGAAUAGCCAUGCUUCGGUAGAUGAUGGCGUGUUGGUGGGGAGUGAAUCGUGCAAGAAGACGGAAGCGUGUUCGGAUUUGGAACCACCUUCGGCAAAGGCAGACGCUAUCACUGGAGGUACCGACGCGCGCAAUAUUACUACUGAAACGGCCACAGAAGGCUCCGUACAUUCCAAAUCUCCGGUUCAGGGCACUGAUGCUUCUAAAUCGGUCUCAGCUACCAACCUAAAACAGGUUACUGGAUUAUCCGAUCGUUCGGUCGCCACGGAUUCACACGUAUCUCCUACGAUACGCAGUGAGCAGAAUACUACCAUGGAACCUUCUAUGAAGACCAUCGAAAAGGUCCCUACGGCGGAAUCUAAAGGUUCGCUCGAGAAGGUGGCUAGAAAUCAGACCGCGGUGCCCAAAUCGGCACCUGUAGCCUCGAGCGGCUCAGGGAGCGCGGAGGAUAAUACCACUGUAGCGAGUGCCAAGCCUAACCGAGAAAGCCGAGAAGCUGAUCCAGAGGACAAGACUGCAAGCUCUGGGUUGGGUACUCUACCGCCCAUUGAAGUCCCAGGUUUAGAAUCUGGGAAGUCGAACAAACCCAAUGCAACCGGCACCCCAGCCGCUGGGCCUGUGGCAGAUGGAGCGACCGUGGGGAAACCCUCGACACUAAUGCCCCCUCAGGCACUCAGUACAACUUUGCAAAAUGCCAGCGCGGACGGAAGCGCAGCUCUGGGAGAAAAAACUAACGCGGUCACUGACGUGACCGAGGAUGGAGCUCGAGAUGACGUUUUUCACCCUAAAGGAAAAAAGUCCGACGACGCUCCAAAAUCCGGUUUCAGCAGUAAUCCGUCUGCAGAGCCCAAUCAUGACGUUCUCGGUCAUAAAGAGACGCGCAACGAUCAAGGCGCGCGCGCGUGCAGUGGUCCAACUACAGAAGAACUUUCGUCGUGCAAACAGACUGAGUCCGCAUCCGCUGUUUCGGACAGCCCCAAGUUUCAGCAGAAGGGAACUGCGGACGCUGACGAAACUGGCAACUUACUACUUACUGAGAAGGUACCUGCGGUUAAAGGCCCCGAUGCCCUAGUGGGGCAGAAGUCCUCGAAAAACCAUCCUGCGAAGGAACCGGGAAUGAGCCAUGCACGUACGUCUAGCCCCACUGCAGGGGCAGCGUCGAAAACUUCUCCUCUAUCGCCGCGCCCCAAUAGCCCCAAGCUCUCGGCAGCCCAUCCCAACUCUGCAGAGCCUGCGGCUGCGCCUGCCGCCAAACAUGACAUCACCAAGGAAAUCGACGACUUCAUGCUGGAGCUCGGGCUCACAGACGACUCCGCUACCAAGCUGCUGGCCACGCUCGACGCCGAAUCCAGCCGCGACCUCAGGGGCAAGCCCGUCUACCUCUUGACCUCCCUCGCCGGCGGCGGCUUCCACAUGCCCUCCCGCACCAACCGCCUCGCCACCAUCCUCACUGCCAAUCAGAUCGACUUCCAGUACCGGGACUGUGGCAGCGACGACGCGGCCCGCACCCACUGGAAGCGGCAGGGCCGCGGCAGAUCGCUACCAGCCAUCAUGGUCGGCGACGCUGUCGUAGGCAACUGGCACGAGUUCGACGAGGCCAACGAAGAAUGGAAGGUCCGCCAGCUCUGCGGCCUCUGA
Molecule: messenger RNA, 2688 nt
Organism: Eremothecium gossypii ATCC 10895
Lineage: Eukaryota; Fungi; Ascomycota; Saccharomycetes; Saccharomycetales; Saccharomycetaceae
Gene: AIP5
Product: Aip5p
Exons: 1
Coding region: 1-2688 (895 amino acids)
Cellular component (GO): cytoplasm
Source: RefSeq, marked provisional